AUGAAAGGGAACCAGUCAUGGGUCACAGAGUUUGUGCUACUGGGAUUCCAGCUCAGUGCAGAGACAGAAGUUCUCCUCUUCUGGGUCUUCUCUCUAUUCUACACCUUCAGUUUGUUGGCAAAUGGCAUGAUCUUUGCACUCAUCUGUCUGGACCCGAGAUUACAAACCCCGAUGUACUUCUUCCUCUCCCACCUGGCCAUCAUUGACGUGUUUUAUGCAUCCACCAAUGUCCCCAAGAUGCUAGCAAACUUAGUGACCCAUGAUAAAGCCAUCACCUUUGUCCCAUGCAUCAUGCAGACAUUUUUGUGUCUAGCAUUUGGUCACGCAGAGUGUCUGAUUUUAGUGGCAAUGUCCUACGAUCGGUAUGUGGCCAUCUGCCACCCUCUCCAGUACACAGUCAUCAUGAGCUGGAGUGUGACCACGGUCCUCACCACCAUGUCCUGGUUGUGCGGAUUCAUCCUGCCUCUGAUAAAUGUGCUUCUCCUUCUAAGGCUGCCAUUCUGUGGGCCUCAGGAAGUCAACCACUUCUUCUGUGAGCUGUUGUCUGUCCUCAAACUGGCCUGUGCUGACACCUGGCUCAACAAAGUGGUCAUCUUCGCUGAUUGUGUUUUUGUCUUAGUCGGGCCCCUCUGCUUGGUGCUGGUCUCCUAUAUACACAUCCUCUGGGCCAUCCUGAGGAUCCAGUCUGGGGAGGGCCGCAAGAAGGCCUUCUCCACCUGCUCCUCCCACCUCUGUGUGGUCGGGUUCUUCUUUGGCAUAGCCAUGGUGGUUUAUAUGGUCCCUGACUCCAGUCAACGAGAGGAGAAGGAGAAAAUUCUGUCCCUGUUUCACAGUCUCUUUAACCCACUGCUGAAUCCCCUCAUCUACAGCCUGAGGAAUGCUCAGGUGAAGGACGCCUUUUGUAGGGCGCUACAGGUGAGGUCCAGGUGA
Messenger RNA from Artibeus jamaicensis (Jamaican fruit-eating bat), 930 nucleotides. Its product is annotated as olfactory receptor 2A2. The coding region runs from base 1 to 930 and encodes 309 amino acids. Gene Ontology annotation, cellular component: membrane. Gene Ontology annotation, molecular function: G protein-coupled receptor activity; olfactory receptor activity. Lineage: Eukaryota; Metazoa; Chordata; Mammalia; Chiroptera; Phyllostomidae. The transcript has a single exon. Gene Ontology annotation, biological process: G protein-coupled receptor signaling pathway. The record is from RefSeq and is a predicted model, not a curated record.